AUGUCCCUCGACUCUUCGGCGUUCCCUCACAUCCUGUACCGCAUCGUCGACAUGGUCAAGGCCGCCAAUGACUAUCCCACCCUCGUCAACCUCCGCGCGACGUGCAAGAGUCUUGACGACGAGCUUACCCCGCUCGUCAUGGGGCACGCGACGCUCAAGACGACGGCCACUGGCUACACUAUCAAGACGGUUCACGGCGCGCCCGGCAUCACGUCGCCGUGGCCCCCGUUCGAAGGCACCGGAUCGAUCUUCUACCUCCGCGAGGCUGAGGUCGAUGGCCUCCUCGACUUCAUCGAUAACGCGACGGUCCUCGAUCUUGAGACGCCCGUCACCUUCCAAGCCGACAUCGUGUUCGACCUGUACUUGCCCACGAUCAAGGUGCUUCGUCACAAAGCUAGCAGUCACAUUGUUGGCCCGCGAAAGAGGUAUCCCUUGGCCGCCCAGCCAAACUCCAUCAUGGCGGACAAGGAGGUCUUCUUCGUCAACCUCACUCGACAGAGCGACUUCGAGUCCAACUGGAUUUACUUUGAAACGAGCGACACUACCAAGGAGGUGGUGCUCAGUGUCACCUACGAACCCUCGCUCGACUUUCGCCUCCCUUUUUCCGCCGAUGACAGGGCCGUCUACCCCGAGCUGCAUCGUGCUCAAGAGCACCUUGUUGUCAUCUUCCAGACUGCCUCUAAUGCGUCGAGCCACCGCUAUCCGCCCCGCGGAGACCAGGAGUAUGCUGCUCUCGAGGCCGUCCUAGACUUCAUCGCCUACGCCGCGACGACAACUCGCAAGAUCACCAUCGUCGGGAUUGAUCAGGUCGAUUGGCGCUUAGUGGGCAUCCAACAUGUACGCCUCGGCGACGACCUAGUAGCAGAAGUCCGAAACAGGCUGCAUCGUCAUGUCGAGGGCACUCAGAUUGAGUUAGGCAACGGCAAAGCGUCCCAGUACGCGGCGCGCAGUGCGUCGCUCCUCAAGUUUGUCACGCUCGACGAGUACAAGCAGCAAGUCGGCGAGUACGAGUUCAAGAUCAGCACGGAGGAGUAG
This is a messenger RNA of Vanrija pseudolonga, 1035 nucleotides long. RefSeq lists its product as uncharacterized. Lineage: Eukaryota; Fungi; Basidiomycota; Tremellomycetes; Trichosporonales; Trichosporonaceae. The transcript has a single exon. The record is from RefSeq and is a predicted model, not a curated record. Bases 1 to 1035 code for a protein of 344 amino acids.